AUGGGUCGCUCAAAGGUUUUCUUUGAUAUCACCGUUGGAGGAAAGGCUGCUGGCCGUAUUGUCAUGGAGGUAAACAUUCUAUUUGAAUUAUGAAACAAACGAAUUAUAUAUCUUUAGCUUUACGACGACAUCGUUCCAAAGACUGCCGAAAACUUCCGCGCUCUCUGCACUGGAGAAAAAGGAAUCGGAAAGUCUGGAAAACCACUCCACUUCAAGGGAUCUGCUUUCCAUCGUAUCAUUCCAAACUUCAUGAUUCAAGGAGGAGACUUCACUCGCGGUAACGGAACCGGAGGUGAAUCAAUCUACGGAGAAAAGUUCCCUGAUGAGAACUUCAAGGAGAAGCACACCGGACCAGGAGUUUUGUCAAUGGCCAACGCUGGACCAAACACCAACGGAUCUCAAUUCUUCCUUUGCACCGUCAAAACUGAAUGGCUCGACGGAAAACACGUUGUUUUCGGACGCGUUAUUGAAGGUUUGGAAGUUGUCUCAAAGGUUGAAUCGAAUGGAACUCAAUCCGGAAAACCAACAAGCCAAUGCGUCAUCGCCGAUUGUGGACAACUCCAAUCAUAA
Molecule: messenger RNA, 570 nt
Organism: Caenorhabditis angaria
Lineage: Eukaryota; Metazoa; Nematoda; Chromadorea; Rhabditida; Rhabditidae
Source: the annotation of a GenBank genome assembly